CAAUAUUAUAUUGCUUCAUCAUUUUGUUUUAAAUAAAUUAGUUUUUAAAUUUAAAUUUUAUUUUAUAAGAUUUUAUUCAUUUAUUAUAAUUAUUUCCAGAUGCACAAAAUUAUUUUGUUAAUUCUUUUAUGUGUGAUAGACGUUAUGAAAAUAUAAUUUAGUAAAUAAACAGUUUUUUUUUUUAAUUACUUUAAUUAGCUAACUUCACGUUUUCAUAAAAUUUAUUUAUCACAUUUCAAUUAUUUUUAUUUACUAAUUCAUAUAGUAUUAUCAACAUAAAAUAUUGGUUCAAUAUAAUAAUUUUGAACUGAAAAAAAUGGCGGUAAAUCACUAUGACUUAGAAUUUUUAUUGGAACAAGCAAAUAAAUUAUUCAGUAGAGAUAAUUGGGCUCAUGAAAUAAUUGAUCAAACAAUUGAUUUUGUAAAUGAAAAUAAUAAAAUUGUUUAUGUUGGGUGUUCGACGGUGGUAAGAGUUCUUCUCAAAUCUGGAAGAUUUCAUGAAAAUGUAGGGUUUCAUGAAGGCGUGUCUGAGUCCACUGGGAAAGCUUUCGAGGAUGCGAGAAAAAUAUCAUACACGGAUGCCCUAUAUAGGACAUUACUAUCAUUCGAAGAAUUUGGCGAACUGAUAAUUAAAAUUGAAGAAAAAAAAAAAAGAUUAGAAAAACAAAAAAAAUUAAAAAAUGAUUGGAUAAAAAAAAAUAUGGUGGAAGCUACAGUUAGUAAUAAAAUCUUAGAGGAAAUGGAAAAAGAUUCGAUGACAGAAGUUUAAUUAAAAAAUAAUUGAUUUAAUAAGAAUUACGUUAUGUGAUAAUUAAUUGUUCAUAAAAAUAUU
This is a messenger RNA of Microplitis demolitor, 832 nucleotides long. Its product is annotated as DNA repair protein RAD52 homolog. The record is from RefSeq and is a predicted model, not a curated record. Gene Ontology annotation, cellular component: nucleus. The transcript has 4 exons. The coding region runs from base 317 to 769 and encodes 150 amino acids. Lineage: Eukaryota; Metazoa; Arthropoda; Insecta; Hymenoptera; Braconidae. Gene Ontology annotation, biological process: mitotic recombination; double-strand break repair via single-strand annealing; double-strand break repair via homologous recombination.